This is a messenger RNA of Beta vulgaris subsp. vulgaris (sugar beet), 3575 nucleotides long. Its product is annotated as phosphatidylinositol 4-phosphate 5-kinase 8. Bases 371 to 2266 code for a protein of 631 amino acids. Lineage: Eukaryota; Viridiplantae; Streptophyta; Magnoliopsida; Caryophyllales; Amaranthaceae. The record is from RefSeq and is a predicted model, not a curated record. Gene Ontology annotation, molecular function: ATP binding; 1-phosphatidylinositol-4-phosphate 5-kinase activity. Gene Ontology annotation, biological process: phosphatidylinositol metabolic process. The transcript is spliced from 9 exons.
GCCACACCACGCACUGUAUCAUUGCACGAGUGACAGGUAACAUGGAUUCUGUCGUGUACUCGUGUUCCUUGCAUAAUGCGCUUAAACUGAAAUUAAUUCGUUACUACAUUAAUUCAACAAUUAGCAAAUGCAAAAGAGACCCAAUAAAGCAAUCCCAAUAUAUUCCAACAAGUAAAGCAAAGCAUCAUAUUUGAUAUUUCCCAUCUCUUUUUGGAAACAAACACAAAGAAUCAUUGAAAACAAACAAACAAACACAAAGUGUGAAGAAGCAUCUUCAUUUCCACUUGCAAUCCUUCUCAUGAUCUUCGGAGUCGGUGAUGUUGCUGAAUUAACCUCUGUAAAGGUGAUGACAUUGCUAAUCUGACAUCAUAUGCUGGUUAUGGAGAACACAGAAAGGGAUAAGGUGUUUUCUAAUGGUGAUGUGUAUUGUGGUGAUUAUCUGGGUACAAUUCCUCAUGGAAAGGGAAAAUAUACAUGGUCGGAUGGGACCAUCUAUGAAGGCGAUUGGGAGGAAGGAAAAAUGACUGGGAAAGGACUAAUUAUUUGGUCUUCAGGAUCAACAUAUGAGGGCGAUUUCUCUGGGGGUUAUCUUCAUGGUCAAGGAGUUCUUACUGGUGCUGAUGGAUCUACUUAUGAUGGAAGUUGGAGGAUGAACACGAAAGAUGGUUUUGGAAAGAAAAAGUACUACAACUCUGAUUUUUAUGAAGGGUCAUGGAAAGAAGGUCUCCGGCAAGGAAGUGCAAAGUAUAUUUGGAGUUCAGGAAAUGAAUACAUUGGCACUUGGAAAGCUGGGUUGAUGUGUGGCAGAGGGCUUUUAAAGUGGGGAAAUGGUGAUAUUUUCUAUGGUCUUUGGGUGGAUGGAUUACGGGAUGGAUCAGGUUUCUACCGAUUUGCCGAUGGAAGCUGCUAUUGUGGAACUUGGAGCAGAGGCAUCAAAGAUGGAAGAGGAACAUUUUAUCCUGCUGGAAGUAAGCAUAUAUCUCUGAAGAAGUGGUUCAAAUCUGCAGGAUAUGAUGGAAAUUUAAAGGGUCAGCUUUCUAGUGUGGAAGAGAAUAGUACUUCAAGAGCAAGGAUAAAACGCAGUAUUUCUGAAAAGGUUACUAGUGGUAACUCGAUGAGAAGUCCAAGUCAAAUUUCAUCUAGGGCUUCUUUUGACAGAGACUACAUAGUUGGUGACAUUUCGAGAGAGUUAUCAUCCAAGGAGAGCUCCUACAAACUGAUUUGCAAGUCCGAUGAUGAUCAGCGUGACGGGCAGGAAGAAAGUGAUGUAGUUUUUGAAAGGGAAUAUAUGCAAGGUGUCUUGAUUAGGGAACAUAUAAAGAAAAAUGCCGGGAAAUCUUACAAAGUCAAGCAUCGCAGUAAAUUUACUAUAAAAGAGUCCAAAACUCGUUCUUGCAUCACAAUUUCUAGUGGCAAUCAGAGCCACUAUUUUAUGCUUAAUCUACAGCUUGGUAUCAGGUAUACUGUUGGCAAGAUAACACCAGUUCCUGCUCGUGAAGUUAGAUGUACCGAUUUUGCUGAACAGGCCAGAAUCAAAAUGUUCUUUCCGAGAAAGGGUUCUCAACUUACGCCUCCACACUAUUCGUUGGAUUUUUAUUGGAAGGAUUAUUGCCCUAUGGUAUUCAGGAAUUUGAGAGAGAUGUUUAAGUUAGAUGCUUCAGAGUACAUGAUGUCCAUCUGUGGUGAUGAUGGUUUAAGAGAGAUUUCUUCUGCAGGAAAAAGCGGCAGCAUGUUUUAUUUGUCGCAUGAUGAUAGAUUUGUGAUCAAAACUUUGCGGAUAUCUGAGUUGAAGGUUUUCCUCAGAAUGCUUCCGAGUUAUUAUAAUCAUGUGCAAUUGCAUGAGAAUACUCUUAUCACUAAAUUCUUUGGGCUUCAUCGCAUAAAACUGAAGUGUGGAAGAAAGGUACAUGUCAUACUGGAAAAACUCGGUGAGGUGGAUCAUUUUUGGAGGGAGCAAGCAAUAAGGAGUUGCCCAGCUCUGGCGGUGCGAUUUGUGGUGAUGGGGAACAUGUUCUACACUGAGUUACGGAUUCAUCGACGUUAUGACUUGAAGGGGUCAUCUUAUGGAAGAUAUACAGAUAAAGGGAAGAUGAAUCAGAAUGCCACCCUGAAAGAUCUUGACCUGUCUUAUGAAUUUUAUAUGGACAGAUCAUUGCGUGAUGCCCUAUUUAAGGGUUUCACUGAGCCUGUCUCAAGUAUAUACAGCAUUGUCAUGUCAUUUUUCUUAUUCCUAGGUAGAGGGUUUCUGGUUUUGUGCCAAUGUUGAGCAUCUCUCACUUUCAAGGCGCCCUUUCCUACAAAAGAACAAGGCGACCAUGAAACUGGUACCAAGAUUGAAAAACAAGUGGUGUGCAAGGUUCAAGUCUAGUUUGCAUUUUCGCCAUUAUAGCAUGCUAGUUAAUUAUGUGUUGAAGGCUUAUUUUCUUUUUUCUUUUUUGAAAGGGUUGAAGGCUGAUUUUCACUCGUAGUUUUCUGUUCAUGACAUUCGUCUAAAGUCUACUGUUCUGACUAAUAGUACCAUUUUAUUCCAAUUUUUUGUUUUUUUUAAUAUAAAGAAAUAAAAAAUAUUAUUUCCAUUUCAAAAAAGGAUGUAAAGAAUUUAGCAGUCACAUUCUAAAUAUAACAAAUAUAAAUUAGCAUUCUGUCAAAAUUUUAUCCCCUCUGCUUUUCUUCAAUGGUUUCAAGAUUUAUUCUAGGUGGAGAACAAGAUGAUUUAAAUUUAGCAUGUGUAUAUAAUGUCUUGAAUGUAAGGGAGACUUCUUAUGAAAUGAAGUCAACAAUAAGAUAAUGAGUAAAUUUGGAGUUAGACAUGAACUACUGUCAGAAAAAGCAAGGAGAUUGAGACAUGAAGACAAAAAAAGGAGGCAAAUGAAAAAUAUGGUGAGAAACCAUUUGCGAGAUAGGAAACUCCAAAUACACUAGCUCCGACAGUGAGAUACUUUAACUUAGCGGUCUCUCCGGCCGUGGAGUGCGCUAUGGCCCAACAGCCCCACUCCUUAAUCUUAGGUGUAAAUGCACUGAUGCUUGUGACAAAUUGUUGGUAUGGAAGCUAAAUUUGCUGUGCUCCUUAUUUGUGUAUGUUGUGGCUUGUCACUUGUGCUCUGCUAGUGUUGAGAUAAGGAGUCACUUGUACCUCUUUUGUGAUUUCUGACCUAUCUUUGGCAGAGACAUUCUUAUAAUCCUUUUGCAGGUUCUUUACGUGUGACUUGUGAAAGUUUGCUUUCUUAUGAUUUAGCUCUUGUUUGGUAUAGUUUGUGGAGUGGAAAGGGAAUGGAAAGGGAUAAGAGAGUGGAAUGGAAACCAUUAGUGUUACUUGCAUAAUUUGUUUGGUUUAGAAAUGUAAUGGAAGCAGUUAUUUUAAAAUAAAGACAACAAACUAGUUAACCCUUUGGCCUCUUUUAUUAAUUACCUCACAACCUCCAUUGCUUCAUCUUUAUUGGCAAAGCAAAAAUCAAUAUCUCCGCUGACAUAUGAGCAGUAACAAAUGAGAGGUAACAGUAACCCUAUGGAAACGGAUUCAAUUACUCAAGCUUCACGCCAAACAGCUUCAAAUGGAUUCCCUAAGUGAAUCCGUU